UUGGGGUCGCACCUUGUGGCCGUUAUUGGCGCCCUCUGCUCUUGGUUUUUGGUACUCACUGGAGCAACCCGGCACCCUCCCUACUUACUGUAGGAUUCUGGGCAUUAAAGAGUGGGAGAGCAGUUCUCUGGUUGUGUCCAAGGAGAGGCCAUCUCCUUUCAGAGUUAGUCAAAAUGAGCGAGUCCUCGGGAGGCUGCACGUACACGGAGACCUCGGUAUUAUUUUUCCAUUUCAAGGUCCCAAAAAGUUCAAAGUCCAAGAUGGCAACCCUCAAGGACCAGCUGAUUGUGAAUCUACUUAAGGAAGAACAGGCCCCCCAGAACAAGAUUACGGUUGUUGGGGUUGGUGCUGUGGGCAUGGCCUGUGCCAUCAGUAUCCUAAUGAAGGACUUAGCAGACGAGCUUGCCCUUGUUGAUGUCAUGGAAGACAAGCUGAAGGGAGAGAUGAUGGAUCUCCAGCAUGGCAGCCUUUUCCUCAGAACACCGAAAAUUGUCUCUGGCAAAGACUACAGUGUCACUGCAAACUCCAAGCUGGUGAUUAUCACGGCGGGGGCCCGUCAGCAAGAGGGAGAGAGCCGACUCAAUCUGGUCCAGAGAAACGUGAACAUCUUCAAGUUCAUUAUUCCCAACGUUGUGAAGUACAGUCCAGACUGCAAGCUGCUGAUUGUUUCAAACCCAGUGGAUAUCUUGACCUACGUGGCUUGGAAAAUAAGUGGCUUUCCCAAAAACCGAGUUAUCGGGAGUGGCUGCAAUCUAGAUUCAGCUCGGUUCCGUUAUCUCAUGGGAGAAAGACUGGGCGUUCACCCGCUAAGCUGUCAUGGAUGGGUCCUAGGGGAGCAUGGAGACUCGAGCGUGCCCGUGUGGAGUGGUGUGAAUGUGGCUGGUGUCUCUCUGAAGAAUCUGAACCCAGAACUGGGCACUGAUGCCGACAAGGAGCAGUGGAAGGAGGUGCACAAGCAGGUGGUUGACAGUGCCUAUGAGGUGAUCAAACUGAAAGGUUACACGUCCUGGGCCAUCGGCCUGUCUGUGGCUGACUUGGCCGAGAGCAUCAUGAAGAAUCUGAGGCGGGUGCAUCCCAUUUCUACCAUGAUUAAGGGUCUCUAUGGGAUCAAGGAUGACGUCUUCCUCAGUGUCCCCUGUGUCCUGGGACAAAACGGAAUCUCAGAUGUUGUGAAGGUGACCCUGACACCUGAAGAGGAGGCCCGCUUGAAGAAGAGUGCAGACACGCUCUGGGGGAUCCAGAAAGAGCUGCAGUUCUAAAGUCCUCCAAUACCCUAGUCCUUCGCCGUCCAGGCUACAGCAGGGUUUCUAUGGAGGUCAGACACAUCUGCUCAUCUGAGCUGUGGUUGGUGUGGUUGUGUUUAGGUGGCCUGGAGAAAACCUCAGCUCUACCCUGAUGCUAAGUGGUACAAGGAUGACCUGGUCCCACAGACUCCAAGACACACUGCCAACUGUGUGCAGGCUUCAGUUACCCAUAAGCCUGUGCUGCCCACUCUCACCAAACAUGCCUCGGUCAAUGAGUUCCCCAUUAGUCACAACCUGGCUCCAGUGUGCAAAUCCAUUAUGCGUACCUUGUGCAUAACUACUCUAAAGGAUGUUAUUUUGUGUAUUACAUGUAGUGUACAUUGAAAUAUUGUAUAUGAAGUGAGAUCUGCAUAUGGACGAUGCAAUCAACUACCCAAGUGUCAUGCCAACGAAAACACCAAAUAAACCUCCAACAGUGA
Molecule: messenger RNA, 1723 nt
Organism: Phodopus roborovskii (desert hamster)
Lineage: Eukaryota; Metazoa; Chordata; Mammalia; Rodentia; Cricetidae
Product: L-lactate dehydrogenase A chain
Exons: 8
Coding region: 174-1259 (361 amino acids)
Biological process (GO): carboxylic acid metabolic process
Cellular component (GO): cytoplasm
Molecular function (GO): L-lactate dehydrogenase (NAD+) activity
Source: RefSeq, a predicted model, not a curated record